CUCAAGGUGCUCUUCACCCCCAUGGUCUGCCGGGUGCAUUGCCGCGAGGGGCAUUGCACCAACCGGUGUGAGCGUGGCAAUGCCACUGCGCUGUACAGUGGGGAAAAUGCCCGCCCGGCUGAGGGGGCUCCCGGAUUCCGUGUCUUCUUAUGCCCCCUCAUCUGCCAAAAUGGGGGGGUCUGUUUGAAAAAGGACAAAUGUCUCUGCCCUCCCACCUGGACCGGCAAGUUCUGCCACAUCCCAGCGCCCCCUCACUCCCAGAACCAGGCCCCCACCCGCCGAGGAGCAGAUGAGGAGUCUCCAUCCGAAAGGGGAGCACAGCGUGCGACCAAGUCCAUGUACACACUGCCGAUCGCCAACCAUCACCAGGAACGUGACGGUGUGGCCUCAAUGGUGAACGUCCACGUCGAGCACCCCCUGGAGGCAUCGGUCACCAUCCACCAGGUGGAGCGGGUGAAGGAUGAGGAGCUGCCCCCCAGAGACACCAACGCCCUCCCGGUUUCUCGUCCCGCGCUCUACAGUGUCCUGGCCCAAAGCAGCUCUCGGGACCCCGGUGGCUACAGCGAGGACUCUGGAUUUGGCUAUUGCUUCAGGCACCUGCGGGGUGGAGAGUGCAGCGCCCCCCUGCCUGGCUUGCGCACCCGGGAGAUCUGCUGCCGUGGGAAUGGCCUUGCCUGGGGUGUCCACGAUUGCCAGCCAUGCAGCACCAGCGACGGAGGGGACACCGGUGCAGUGGGGCGGAACGAGGUGGCCUGCCCCAAGGGCUUCCGGCGGCAGAACGGCUCCUGCGUGGAUGUAGACGAAUGUCAGGAGAGACGCUACUGCCACAACGGGGGCUGCACCAACACACGGGGCAGCUUCACCUGCAUUUGCCAUGAGGGCUACAUCCUGGACUCUUCCCGAAGCAGCUGCAUCUCCCACCACGUCAUCUCAGAAUCCAAAGGUCCCUGCUUCCGGGUGCUGCGGGAUGGGGGCUGCUCCCUCCCCAUACUCCGCAACAUCACCAAACAGAUCUGCUGCUGCAGCCGCGUGGGCAAGGCCUGGGGGCACGGCUGUGAAGGGUGCCCGCCUUUUGGCUCAGAUGGAUUCAAGGAAAUCUGCCCAGCGGGUCCUGGAUACCAUUACUCGGCCUCUGACCUCCGCUUCGACACACGCUACCUGGGUCAGGACCUGCCCCGAGUGCCCAUCAUCCACCAGCCUGGUGGGCGGGAGCCUGCUGCAAGGCUGCCCCCGACGACCACGGCCCCCGCCACCCGGCGCUGGAGCCCCUCUCCCACUGUCCCGCUGGAGCGCCAACUCUUUUGGGGAAUGCUCACUCAGCCUCCUGAAGCAGCUGCACCAGAGGCUGGGCAAAGUAUUUGCGAGCGGCGCCCACAGGUGUGUGGUCCGGGACGUUGCAUUCCCCGUCAGGGGGGCUACACGUGUGUGUGUGACCGCGGCUAUUGGCUGAGCCCACAGGGCACCCACUGCAUCGACGUGGAUGAGUGUCGGCGGAGCCCCCGCCCUUGUGCCAACGGGUACUGCGAGAACUCGAGGGGCAGCUAUAGCUGCAGGUGCCGGGCUGGCUACCAGUCUGACCCGUCCAGAACAGAGUGCCAUGACAUUGACGAGUGUGUGAAGCUCCCCCAACCCUGUGCCAACGGGCAGUGCCUCAAUACCAUUGGCUCCUUCCGCUGCGCAUGUCCUCCCGGCUACCGACCUGACCCAGCGGGCCUUGAGUGCCAAGAUGUGGACGAGUGCCGGGAGAGCCCCCCCAUCUGCCAACCAGGUCGCUGUGAGAAUGUGCCGGGGGGGUACCGAUGCACCUGUCCCAUUGGCUACCAGGCCAGCCCCCUCGGGACCCGUUGUGUGGAUGUGGAUGAAUGCCAGCAAGAGCCCCCACCCUGCGGCUCUGGGCGCUGUGAGAAUGCCCCUGGUGGGUACCGCUGCCUUUGCCCCACAGGAUUCCGAGCCAGCCUGACUGAGAACCAGUGCCUGGACAUUGAUGAGUGCUCGGCACAGUCGCCUUGCGGCCCCCAUGGGCGCUGCACCAAUACAGAGGGCUCGUUCCACUGCCAGUGUGGGCAGGGGUAUCGGACGGAGGGUACAGAAGGCCCCUGCAUGGAUAUCAACGAAUGCUUGGAGGGGGACUUCUGCUUCCCACGGGGGGAGUGCCUCAACACAGAUGGCUCCUACACCUGCCUGUGUGCCCAGGGCUUUGCCACUGGCCCCAGUGGGGCCUCCUGUGUUGAUAUCGAUGAAUGCCAGAGCAGUGCUGUGUGUGCCGGUGGACGGUGUGCCAACUCAGAGGGCUCGUUCAAUUGCUACUGCCCGCCUGGCACACGGAGCAGCCCCAACAAGGCCUCCUGUGAUGACAUUGAUGAGUGCCAGGAGUACGGGGCAGCCCUCUGUGGAAGUCAGCGCUGUGAGAACUCUCCUGGCUCUUACCGCUGCGUGGCGGAGUGCCAGGGGGGCUACCGAGUGCGCGCCAGCGGGGACUGUGUGGACAUUGACGAGUGCCAGGAGUAUGGGGCCCGGGUGUGUGGGGACAAGCGCUGUGAGAACACUCCGGGGUCCUACCAGUGUGUGGCCAGCUGCCAGUCAGGAUACCAGGCCACUGCAGCCGGGGACUGUAUGGAUGUGGACGAGUGUCGGAACGUCUCGCUGUGUGGUGCCCACGCCGUCUGCCACAACCUGCCCGGCUCCUUCCAGUGCAUCUGUGACCAAGGCUACGAAAGUGCCAGAGAUGGCCACCAUUGCCUGGACGUGAACGAGUGUGAGACGCUGCAGGGCGUCUGCGGAGCAGCCCCCUGCGAGAACGUGGAGGGCUCCUUUCUCUGCAUUUGCCCCGGAGCUGCGGAGGAGUUUGAUCCCAUGACCGGACGCUGCCUCCGUCCGCCGGGAGCCGCAGCGCGGCCCCCGGCCUUCCCCAGGCGCACGGAGGCUUCCCUCCCGGAGUCCCAGCCCUCUGGGGCCAGCCAGGGCCCCCGGCGCGAGUGCUACUAUGACCCCGACGCAGCGCAGGCCUGCGAGAACGUGUUGGCCUGGAACGCUACCCGCCAGGAGUGCUGCUGCAGCCUGGGCCACGGCUGGGGCCUCGACUGCCACAUCCAGGAGUGCCCGCCCCCGGGCUCAGCCGAGUUCCACACCCUGUGCCCUCGUGGGAGCGGCUUCGCUGCUGCAGGCCCCGGCUCGGCCACCUCUGCCCUCACAGAUGUAGAUGAGUGUUCCCUCUUCAGCUCCCAGGUGUGCAAGGGCGGGGUCUGCGUGAACCAGGUGCCCGGCUACUCCUGCUACUGCCCCAGCGGCUACUACUAUGAGACCCAGCACCUGGAGUGCAUUGAUAACGAUGAGUGCCUGGAUGAGGAGGCAGAGCCUUGUGUUGGAGGCCACUGCAUCAACACCAUCGGCUCCUACUACUGCUCCUGCGCCCCUCCCCUGGUCCUGGAUGCCUCCCAGCACCGUUGCGUGGCCAACGACAGCCAAGAUGCCAACCUGGCCAUGUGCUGGCAGGAAGUGGGGCCGGACCUGGUGUGCAGCCGCCCGCGCCUCGACCGCCAGGUGACCUACACAGAGUGUUGCUGCCUCUACGGGGAGGCCUGGAGCAUGGACUGCGCCCUGUGCCCGGCCCGUGACUCAGAGGACUUUGAGGCCAUGUGCAACGUCCUUCGUCCCCCCAGCUACGGGCCAGUGCGUCCGGCGGGGCUGCCCUUUGAGUAUGGGGGCGGAGAAUUCGUGCCCUACGGCCCAGAGAUAUUUGCGCCUCCGGCCCGUCCGGCCCCACGGCUCCCCGACUAUGACCCCUACCCACGGGACUCCCUCUACGGCCCAUCCCCCUACGAGGCCAGUGACUUUGAGGACCCCUCCUAUGGUGACGUGCGGCAGGAGGGAGGAUACCCGGCCCGCAGCCCCCUGGAGCCUGAAUGGCACUAUCCGCUACGUGGCAGCAGCAGCAGAGGCGGGGGCUCCUACUCGGAGCGGCCAGGCAGGGCCAGUGAGGACUACCGCCGUUCUGAGGAAUUUGCAGCACCCCAUGCAGAAGAAUGUGGCAUUCUGAGCGGCUGCGAGAACGGGGACUGUGUGCGCGUUGACGACGGGUUCACCUGCCUCUGCCACGAGGGAUACCGCCUGGACCCCACCCGCAUGGCUUGCCUUGAUAUCGACGAAUGCAUCGAGGUGGAGGGACUUUGCCUGGGCGGUGAAUGCUUCAACAUGGAUGGCUUCUACCGCUGUCUGUGCCCACGUGGCACCAUGCCCGCUGGGCAGCCCCCCCAUUGUGUCUCUGCCCCUCGCAGUCGAGGCUGAGCUGGGAAGGGAAGCCGAGUAUUUAUUACCUGUAU
This is a messenger RNA of Euleptes europaea (tarantolino), 4319 nucleotides long. It is a transcript of the gene LTBP4, whose product is annotated as latent transforming growth factor beta binding protein 4. Gene Ontology annotation, molecular function: calcium ion binding. The coding region runs from base 22 to 4284 and encodes 1420 amino acids. The record is from RefSeq and is a predicted model, not a curated record. The transcript is spliced from 29 exons. Lineage: Eukaryota; Metazoa; Chordata; Lepidosauria; Squamata; Sphaerodactylidae.